GAUUGACAAACCACAACAUUGGAUCCUGUUCCUCCACAAAGGAAUUAUUGAGAUUUUGAGGAUUAAAUAGGGGGAUCAAUCAGACUAUUCGACUGAAACACGUGCACAGUAAUCUUUAUCUAUGAAAAACAUGCCAGUAGAGCUGAAUAGCUUGACAGAGGGAUGGCUCGAGUUAGAAAGCGACCCAGGAUUGUUUACCCUAUUGUUAGAGGAUUUCGGCGUAAAAGGGGUUCAGGUAGAAGAGAUUUAUGACUUACACAAACCCUUGGAAAGUCCGGUAUAUGGGUUUAUCUUCUUAUUCCGAUGGAUAGAAGAGCGCCGCUCCCGCAGGAAGUUCGUGGAACAGAUUGAAAGUUUCGUACGCGAUGAAGAGACUAUAAACAAUAUAUUCUUUGCUCAGCAAAUGGUCCCGAACAGUUGCGCCACUCAUGCGUUGCUGUCUAUACUAUUAAACUAUCCUAAUCUUCAUUUAGGAGAAACACUAAGCAGAUUAAAGCACCAUACUCUUGGAAUGAACCCAGAGAACAAAGGUUGGGCCAUUGGGAACACUCCAGAGUUGGCUUGUGCUCACAACUCUCAUGCCAUACCACAAGCCAGGAAGAAGACUGAUAAAAAUGCUGGUGUGUCCACUGGACGAUUCACAGGUGAAGCAUACCACUUUGUAUGUUUUGUGCCAAUCAAUGGCCAUUUGUUUGAGCUGGAUGGACUCAAGCCAUACCCUACGGAUCAUGGGCCAUGGGCAUCUGAUGAGGACUGGACAGAUAAGUUUAGGAGAGUCAUGGCCGAGAGACUUGGAAGAGAUGCUGGAGAACAAGUACAUGAUAUAAGGUUUAACCUAAUGGCUGUUGUACCUGAUAGGCGGCUAGCACUAACUCAGAAGCUGAACGCGCUUGAACUUAACCAGAAGAGGGUAAAGGAAGCAAUCUCAAAAAUAGGAAAGCAUUUACGACAUUUACUUUCGAAACGCAGGGAAGUUAACGAACAAGGUGAAUUAUUAUCAGAAGGCAGCAAUGAGAACUCUUUAAAUGAAAAUAUAGUGCAAAUCAGUGAGGAGACAAUACUGACUGCUUUGGAGUCAUCACAACUGCAGUUGUAUGAUGUGGACUAUACAAGACCCAUGACUAUUGAGAUUGGAGCUAAUGAUCGGCCACAGCAAGACAGCAGCAUUAUUUUAGUGGAUCCAGUAGAACAGGGUGCAGUUGUAAAGUUUGUCACAAUCAACAGAGACAAUCAAAUAGUAGGAGAUCUGUACCCCACCUCCAUCACAGCUCUAGUGAAGAGCAAUGAUUCUCCCAUAUUAGUGUGUUGUGAGACAGAACCUGAUCAACCAAUCAAACUGAAGAAACUAUUGCUAACACACUCGGAACUGAAUGCUUUGAUGAGCAGUAUCGUUAAUGAGGUUCAGCAAUGUCAGCAAGCUCUCAAUGAUGAGAAUGAUAAAAGGGAUAUGUAUAAGGUGGACGACUGCCGGCGCACACACAACUACGAUGAGUUUAUAUGCACUUUCCUAUCAAUGCUGGCUGAACGCGGUGCGUUGGGAGAAUUGGUUGCUGCACAGCUAGAACGCGGCCGGUCUUCGCGAGCUCGCAGGCGCAGGCCCCGCCCCCGCCCCCGAGCCAGGCCUAGGCCUAGACCCCGCGCACGGAAAUAACGUGCUCAUAGAACAUGCCUACGCCAUAAUGCAUUAGUAACUUUGUUUUUGUUCUGUGCAGCUAUAUAUAUGAACGCAUAGUAUAUUCGUGUAUAGUGCGUGUAGCUGAUGGUAUAGUCGCGAUUUCAAUCCCCGCCUAACUCCACUUCUAGUGUAAGCAUAUCUAUAUAGUUUGAAAAUAUUAAGUAGCUUUAAAUGAGUACUCCUAUAAGUACAUUUAUUUUUAAGUGGUAUUCUUUUACAAUUUACCAUCUCGCAUCAUUUGCGUUUAUUUAUUCUUGUAAGAACAUUUAUGAAGCAGGACUACGUAAAUGUUAUCUUACUUUAUUAAUUUUGUUUUUUGUGAAUAUUUAAAUAAAAAAAAGGACAAGGAUAAGAAGUAAUAAACAGGAUUUUUAAAAA
Molecule: messenger RNA, 2053 nt
Organism: Helicoverpa zea (corn earworm)
Lineage: Eukaryota; Metazoa; Arthropoda; Insecta; Lepidoptera; Noctuidae
Gene: calypso
Product: ubiquitin carboxyl-terminal hydrolase calypso
Exons: 8
Coding region: 122-1651 (509 amino acids)
Biological process (GO): protein deubiquitination; ubiquitin-dependent protein catabolic process
Cellular component (GO): cytoplasm
Molecular function (GO): cysteine-type deubiquitinase activity
Source: RefSeq, a predicted model, not a curated record